GGAAGGAUUCACAUUUCGUAUACACACCUUUAACAAGCACGUGAAAGGACAUGAGGAAAUACGGCUGGAACACGUUCAAGGAUUUAAUUUUCAGAAAUCCUUCUGUUGUCGAACAGGAUCUACAUGUGGACGAUGGCGAUGAGAAUACUGAGCGUGGGAACUGGGCCAACAAGAAGGAGUACAUCCUCUCUAUGAUCGGCUAUGCUGUCGGACUGGGAAAUAUCUGGAGAUUUCCAUAUUUGGCCUACAAGAAUGGAGGGGGUGCCUUUCUCAUCCCUUAUUUUACGAUGUUGGUGCUGACGGGAAUUCCUCUUUUCUUCCUGGAAAGUGCCUUGGGUCAGUUCUGCAGUCAAGGUCCAAUCAACCUAUGGAGAGCAGUGCCAAUCCUGCAGGGUGUUGGUGUUGCCAUGGUUAUGGUGACUCUGAUUGUGUCAAUUUACUAUAACGUCAUCAUCGCCUACAGCCUGUACUACAUGUUCGCCUCCAUGCAGUUUCCUCUGCCGUGGUCCAGCUGCUCCAGUAACAGUAGCUGCAGCGACACACCUACAGUGUAUUGUAAUGUGAGUGGUGUUUUGAUGGCCAACUGGACUCAGGAAAACAUCACUUGUCCUUCAUCCAGCAUAAUGCCAGUUUCAGUGCAGACACCGAGUGAGCAGUACUGGGAUCGUGUAGCUCUGCAGAGAUCCAGUGGUCUGGAUGAAACAGGACCAGUAGUUUGGCAUUUGGCUCUCUGUCUGCUGCUGAGCUCCAUCAUUGUUGCUGCAGCACUCAUCAGAGGCAUCAAGUCAUCAGGAAAAGUUGUGUACUUCACAGCUACAUUUCCUUAUGUGGUGAUUGUGAUCCUGCUGAUCAGAGGUGUGACACUAGAGGGAGCUAGAGAUGGAAUAGAGUUCUACAUCGGUUCCCAAUCCAAUUUGACUAAACUGACCGAAGCAGAGGUGUGGAAAGAUGCUGCAACUCAGACCUUCUAUUCUCUCUCUGUUGGCUGGGGUGGAGUCAUGACUCUUGCUUCCUAUAACAACUUUCACAACAAUGUGUUCAAGGACUCAUUUGUUGUAUCACUUACUAAUGCUGGGACCAGUGUGUUUGCAGGCUUUGCCAUAUUUUCAAUCCUGGGUCAUAUGGCUCACAUCUACAAAAUGCCUGUAGGAGAAGUGGUGAAGGAAGGGUUUGGUCUGGCUUUCAUUGCGUAUCCAGAUGCUCUGUCAAAGCUUCCCAUUUCCCCGCUGUGGUCCAUUUUGUUCUUCUUCAUGCUGCUGACUGUUGGGCUGGACUCUCAGUUUGCAGGAAUUGAGGUGAUAACCACCUGCCUGCUUGAUGCUUUCCCUAAACUCUUCAAAUCCAAACACGCCUUACUGACUUUAACAACUAGUUCCAUCCUCUACCUCCUGGGCCUGCCAUGUGUCACAAGGGCAGGAAUAUAUUGGGUGACUCUGAUUGACCAGUUUGUUGCCAGCUGGGUGCUGCUGUUUUUGGCUCUCUUGGAAGUCGCUGGCGUCGCCUACAUUUACGGAGGAAAUCGUUUUAUUAAAGACAUUGAGAUGAUGCUUGGAAAAAAGACUUUUGCUUUCUGGUUGUGGUGGAGAGCAUGCUGGUUCUUCAUCAGCCCCUGCAUCAUAGUGGUGAUCCUGGUGUGGUCUGUGAUAACCUUUGUACCUCCCACCUACGGAGAAGUCCCGUACCCACCGUGGGGUUUGGCUCUAGGCUGGUUGAUGAUUGCAUUCAUCCUUUUAUGGAUCCCUGCUGUCGCUGUUUAUAAGCUGAUAAAAGCAAAGGGAAACCCAUGGAAGCGUCUGAAGUCACUGUGCUCUCCGUCUGAUAAAUGGCACCCCUACCUGGAUGUCCACCGAGGGGAGCGCUACUCAGAAGAACGCUGCCGCCAUAGGAAGAGCCAUAACAACAAGCAACAAAUUAAUGUAAAUGUAAUCUCCAGCUCGUGGCUCUAAUGCAUCCAACUGUGUCUUCACCGGUUGUUGUCUUCCCUUUUGGUGAAGCACUCUAUGAAUAUCUUGUUUUCAAAGUGAUUUUUGUCUUCCAGGAGGCAGAGAUUGACCCAAGUACAAACUGACGGUAGAUAACAAAUAUUGUGUGUGUUAAAGCACGGUAUCCCAGCAGAAAAAGUGUAACAGGAGCGUCCCAAUACAGUUUUCUUUCUCCUCUCGUGCUCCAAUCCAACAUUCAGUUGUGUGAUAUUUGUAUGGUUGGGCCUCUUCAUAAAAGCCUCCAUCAGCUACACUGUAUUUCUCUGAGGUUUGUUUAAGGUCAUAUGUUUACAGAAAAAGGGAGAUUUAGGACUUGACAGAUAAACCGGACAAUGAGCGUGUCUGAAAGCUACUACAACUAAUAUUGCCAAGUUAAUCAUUUAUAUUGCUUGAAGGGCAUCAUAAUCAGAUGUUUCAAAUGUUUUUUUUUUUAAUGUUAUGGUCUUUCAUAAAAAUAUUGAUGUUUUACCAGUAGUGAUUGUGUCAGUAAUCAUCUUUUUUUCAUUAUCAUGUAAAGUGAAAUUUCCAUGUUCAAAAUCUGCAUCUUCUAUUUAUCACCUCCGAUGUUUUAAUGUAAUAAAUAACAGUUUUAAUCUUUCA
Molecule: messenger RNA, 2582 nt
Organism: Amphiprion ocellaris (clown anemonefish)
Lineage: Eukaryota; Metazoa; Chordata; Actinopteri; Pomacentridae
Gene: slc6a14
Product: solute carrier family 6 member 14
Exons: 15
Coding region: 51-1946 (631 amino acids)
Biological process (GO): sodium ion transmembrane transport
Cellular component (GO): membrane
Molecular function (GO): L-proline transmembrane transporter activity
Source: RefSeq, a predicted model, not a curated record